Messenger RNA from Cheilinus undulatus (humphead wrasse), 4106 nucleotides. RefSeq names its product phosphodiesterase 7A (gene pde7a). Gene Ontology annotation, molecular function: 3',5'-cyclic-AMP phosphodiesterase activity. Lineage: Eukaryota; Metazoa; Chordata; Actinopteri; Labriformes; Labridae. The transcript has 13 exons. Bases 912 to 2483 code for a protein of 523 amino acids. The record is from RefSeq and is a predicted model, not a curated record.
UAAAAACCAUACAGUAGGCUAAUGUUUAGGACGAUAGGUAGGUAGUUAUAGGGGGAUAAACACGCUUUAGGUUUUUAAUUUGUCGUUUUUUGGUUGAUAGUUUUUCGUAACGUGCCAUUACGUUUCCUUUAACGCCACCGGAAUCGCAGUGAAUGAGAUGAACGUCGGGGUUUCCCUCUCUGAGCCAGACACUUUGUGUUUUACGGUCAGCGCUGAAUUAGACAACUGCUCCUUCAUCAUCAUGCAGCUGGUGAAAAAAGACGGAAAAGCCGUACAUGUUGAUCAUGUUUCGACACCGGUGUCAGUCUGAAUGAGAGGAAAAAACCUUCCCUGCCACGGUUGACAAGGACUCACAUCCUGGAGCUGCCUCACCUCAUCCGCCGGUGUUGCGUUCAGUAUGAUAUGUUGAUGACAUUUUUUGGAAGUGGUCGUGCCUUUUGUUUUCAUUUCGGGAUAUGCGGAUUCGUGAAAGCAACGAAACGCAAACGAGCGGGCGUCUUUUUCUGCUCCUAAAAUGAGGAAGCGUUUUCAUAAAAAGACCCAGAAAAUGGCAAGAAGGUCUCGUCGUCCGUGGGCCCGGAUUUGAGUAAAAUGAAAAGGAAAGGAGCAAAUGCAACAGAAGCAGGAUUUUUCUUUUUUCCGACAGAAUGACACCAAAGGAGGUAAAACGGUGGAGGCAGAUGAGUCGCAGCAUCAAUGAAGGCGAUCUGUACAAGUUUUGAGUCGCUCAUAAUGAACAGAAAUACUUUGCAGCUCGAUAGCAGAUCGUUUCCACAAAAUUGAAAGAUUUUUUUCUGCUCUGGGAGAUUCACUUAUUCACCAGUCAUCUAUUUUCGCAUUGCAUUUGUUAUUUUUUCCUCAUUUGUUUGAUUUUUUUAUAUUUUUGAUCCGGAUCCAGCCCUGAUUAUUCAAUGGAAGUAUGUUAUCAGCUGCCGGUUUUGCCUCUUGACAGGCCGGUUCCUAAGCAUGUCCUCAGCCGGAGGGGAGCCAUUAGUUUCAGCUCCAGCUCUUCUCUCUUCGGGGCUCCUGAUCCAAGACAGCUGUCACAGAGACGAGGGGCCAUCUCGUACGACAGCUCUGACCAGACGGCACUGUACAUUCGCAUGCUAGGAGCUUGUGUAGUUUUCAAACAGCUGUUUCCAAGAGAUGUGAGAGUGAGAAGUCAGGUUGGAUUUGAACCAGAACGAAGAAGCUCCCACCCGUACCUGUGCAUCGACUUCCGAACUCUUCACACACGUCUGGGAUGUGGGUCUGCGUCAGCGAGCUCUGCUCCUGAAAGGAGGGUCCACAGACUACUCAGCUUCCAGAGGUACCUGCACUCAUCCCGUCUGCUGCGGGGAAUCCCUCAGCAGAUCCCCCUUCACCUCCUGGAUGAAGACUACACUGGACAAGCGAGAUGCAUGCUGGAAAAAGUUGGAACCUGGAAUUUUGACAUUUUCCUCUUUGACAGGUUGACAAAUGGAAACAGCCUGAUCACCCUCACCUUCCACCUGCUGAACCAGUACGGCCUGGUUGAGCUCUUCCGGCUCGACAUGGUCAAACUCUGGAGGUUCCUGGUCAUGGUCCAGGAGGACUACCACAGCGACAACCCCUACCAUAAUGCUGUGCACGCUGCAGAUGUCACACAGGCCAUGUACUGCUACAUGCGGGAACCCAUUCUUGCCAAGUCUCUGACCUCCUGGGACAUCCUACUGGGACUGCUUGCAGCCGCCACACACGACCUGGACCAUCCUGGAGUCAACCAGCCUUUCCUCAUUAAGACUGACCACUAUCUCUCUACACUGUAUAGGAAUACCUCAGUUUUGGAAAACCACCACUGGAAGUCAGCUGUUGGCCUGCUCAGAGAGACAGGGCUGUUCUCCCAUCUCCCUGCAGAGGACAGCUUAAACAUGGAGCAGGAGUUGGGCUCCUUAAUCCUGGCCACGGACAUCAGCAGACAGAACGAUUACCUGUCCAGGUUUCGUCUGCACUUGGACCAGGAUGACCUGUGCUUAAGCAACGCUACCCACCGUCACUUCAUCCUGCAGAUGGCUCUGAAGUGUGCAGACAUCUGUAACCCCUGCAGACCCUGGGAGCUGAGUAAACAGUGGAGUGAGAAAGUCACUGAGGAGUUCUUCCAACAAGGAGACAUAGAGAAGAAGCACAAACUUGAAGUAAGCCCGCUCUGUGACAGAGAUGCAAACACUGUUGGAAACAUUCAAAUAGGCUUCAUGACAUACGUAGCCGAACCGCUGUUUGCAGAGUGGGCCCGUUUCUCCGACACACGUCUGUCCCAGACCAUGCUGGGCUACAUGGGUCUGAACAAGGCCAGCUGGGGAGGCCUUCAACAGGAACAAACCUCCGUCUCAGAGGAGGCAGAGCCCAGCACAGCUGGAACCAACACAGAAGAGACCACUGCCGCCAUCGCCCGAAGAGACAGCAACACCACAACGGCAGGAGGAACCAGCUCCAAAGAAAUACCUCAGGGAAGCAGAGAAUCCUGACACUCCUCGUGGGCCCUUUCACCUCAACACUGGGGGUCGGGUGGGACGUGUGAUGUGCCGCAGACUGCCGCUGCCCCACUUGAUCCUAACACCUUGUUUUUGUUUUGUUGCUUUUGCCUCCCAUCUUGAUAAACCACUGAUUUUAUUUAAUUUAUUUAAUUUUAAUUCCUCUUUUUGGCAUAGAGCAAUACAUAGAUACCUCAUUUGGCUACUGCUGUAUUUUCUUUUAUUUGCUUUGUUUUAUUUAUUUGUCCACUGUAGUUCUGGCAUUACUGACUGAACACGCCACUUUUUUUUUCUUUUGGUGAACCUUAAGGGGAAAGUCUGAGAACUGAAGACCUUUUUCUGGUAUUUUGAAGUGCCAUUUGAAAACAAAGAUUUGAAGAAUGAUCUGAACUGAAUUGACCGAGACGACCGGAGUAUUCAGACUUUCUACCCUCCUAAGACUUUAAGACGUGUUGCUCUCGUACUGAAGAUUCUUCCUCAUGUAAAAAAAAAACAACAAAAAAAUGUGACAAGCCCAGUCCUUUUGCUGCCUCUUUGAAGACUGUUUACGCAUCUCCCUGUUUGUUUGUUUGUUGUUUCUUUCCCUUGAACUGAACAGAAUCAUGUCGGCUCCACGGUUUGCCUUCAAAGCACAGAUGUGAAGAACCACUCGUUUGAACUGUCAUCCCACUGUCGAAGCCAUGAGCAGAACCGUAUUCAAACACACCAGAUGCCAUAAUAAGUAACUCCGCCUGUGCUACGACGUGUUCUUGCACUCCUGAAUAAUGAUGGUGUUGGAUGUGCAUCCACUUUCCACGACACCUUGUGAAGGUAUUGUAGAAAUUAGUCUUUAUUUUUCCUGAUGAAUCUUCCAGCGCUGGUUGAACUCGGGGGAAUUUUCCCACCCAGACUGGAGAUCAGAAACUCGCUGCACAUGCAUCUAAACCUGGAACUCCACUCCACGCAACUCGACUCGCUCAGGGUUUUGCCAAUCUCUUCUAAAGAGGGAGAGGAGGGGGAGGAGGUGACUGCAGCUGAUGCAAGGUUGUCUGUUUUUUUAUUUUUAUUUUUCUCGGAUCUACUGAAGGGGACUCUCCCUCUCCACAGAAUGUCUCUCUCAGCCACAUGCAACCUAAAGGACUGCUCGAUUGAUGCCUUAUUACUAUGCACAAACUAUGCUAAGUGACCAAACCAGCUCCUGUUCCCAUCAAGUGCAUGGUGUGCUUGUCUUUGAAUGCACUGUCCAAUCCCUUUGCCUUUUUUUGUUGUGAAGAACAACUCCUAGCUGUCCUUUUCUCUUUUUUUCUCUCUCUCUUUUGUACGGAAACAAAAUGGUCGAGUGACUUUGAACAUUCCAUUUCUUUGUGUUUGGUUUGUCUACUUUGACUCUGUAUAGUGGCACAACUUGUGUUGAAACAUUUUGAAAGAUAACAGGUGCUUUUCUUACUUUAGCUGAUUUGUAUUUCGCUGUAAGUGCUGUAAGACUGUUGAUAAAACUGUUUACAAUUUGUUGCGACAGCCAUUUUUGGGAUGACUUUAAGUGUCGAGCCAGAUUUUGUAAAGGCUUUGCUGUAUUGACCUUUUUGAUACUUGCCUGUUGCAGUUAAGAUUUGAAUAAUAAAACCUGUUGCUGACAAA